CACACUGCAAAAGACAAGAAGUUCGUAAAAAAAAAGUAAAAUAUUUAGUCGCUUUAAAAAUGUUUGCGAGAUCUCUUGUGCCGAUCACUGUGUGCGCGGUCUUCCUGUCGCCCUUCCUGUCCGCCACCGUCCGUGCCGAGGAGGAGGCGGUCAAGAAUGUCGAGAAGCAGUUUGCCGUGGAGCUGGACCCGGAAAAAUUCAAUCAGGCCCUCCAAGCCGGCAAUGUGUUUGUCAAAUUCUUUGCUCCGUGGUGCGGCCAUUGCAAGCGUCUGCAUCCAUUGUGGGAGCAGCUGGCGGAGAUAAUGAAUGUCGAAGACCCGAAGGUGAUCAUUGCAAAGGUGGACUGCACCAAACACCAGGCCCUGUGUGCUGAACACGAGGUGACCGGCUAUCCGACGCUGCGCCUUUUCAAGCUCGGCGAUACGGAGUCGGUGAAGUUCAAGGGCACCCGCGACCUUCCCGCCAUCACGGACUUCAUAAAUCACGAGCUGAGCUCCGAAGUGGAGCAGGCCGAGGAGACGCUGAAGGAGAACGGAGAAGGCGCCGUGCCCGUGGCCAAUCAACAUUUGGGCAAGGUGGUGGAUCUCACCGAGGACACCUUUGCCAAGCACGUGUCCAGCGGCAAUCACUUUGUCAAGUUCUUUGCCCCAUGGUGCAGUCAUUGUCAGCGCCUGGCUCCCACCUGGGAUGAGCUGGCAAAGGAGCUGAAGCAGUUUUCGGGCGUGACCGUUUCGAAGAUCGACUGCACACAGUACCGCUCCGUCUGCCAGGACUUUGAGGUCAAGGGCUAUCCCACGCUGCUCUGGAUCGAGGAUGGCAAGAAAAUUGAGAAGUACUCGGGUGCCCGGGAUCUGCCCACGCUGAAGACCUACGUUGAGAAAAUGGUGGGUGUGCCCACGGACAAGAAGGAGGUCAGCGAUACAUCUGCCCAAGAGGCGGCCAAGGAGAAGGCGGAUGAGGAGGCAGAGAAACUAAAACCGCAGCAACUGACUGGCGAGGGGGCGUUCACUCAGGCCGUGGCCGAGGGCACAGCCUUCAUCAAGUUCUAUGCACCCUGGUGCGGUCACUGCCAGAAGCUGCAGCCCACCUGGGAGCAGCUGGCCACGGAGACGCACAAUGCCCAGCCGGGGGUUGUGAUUGCCAAGGUGGACUGCACGGCGCCCGAGAAUAAGCAGAUCUGUAUUGAUGAGCAGGUCGAGGGCUAUCCCACGCUCUUCCUCUACAAGAACGGUCAGCGGCAGGACGAGUACGAGGGCAGCCGCACACUGCCGGAGCUGAAGGCCUAUCUCAAGAAGACCAUCGGCCACGAUGAGCUCUGAGGAAGCGCUAGCCACGUCAGCCUUCGCAAUCUGAUGAACAAAAUCACCCUGGAAAUAUAUGCCACCGCCAAAGUAAUUGUAAUGCUUUCUCUCUACGUUCGAGCCACUCCAUCAGCAGCAGCAGAAGCAGCAGCAGCAGCCGCCUCUAUGAGGAUUGAUGCCCCGCAUUUAACCGACGACGACGCCACAGCCACACUUGAAUGUUGAAGCUGAAUAAAAUAAUAUCAUUUUAGUUCGUGAUCGUGAUUAAAUUUGUGUCCUCUUUGACCCGCCUCAGCAAUGUGGGAGCGAGCUCUUUUGUACCUAGUAAUUAAUUUGUUGGGAUGUCUUGUGUUUCGAUUUGUAAUAAAUAAAUGUUCGUGGUCAAGCAGGCUACUAUUAAGUGAUUCUUAGGGAAAAUGAUCACCAGAAUAAACAAUCUUCAAUUGAA
Molecule: messenger RNA, 1749 nt
Organism: Drosophila obscura
Lineage: Eukaryota; Metazoa; Arthropoda; Insecta; Diptera; Drosophilidae
Gene: prtp
Product: thioredoxin domain-containing protein 5 homolog
Exons: 3
Coding region: 60-1319 (419 amino acids)
Biological process (GO): protein folding
Cellular component (GO): endoplasmic reticulum
Molecular function (GO): protein disulfide isomerase activity
Source: RefSeq, a predicted model, not a curated record